Messenger RNA from Verticillium alfalfae VaMs.102, 492 nucleotides. RefSeq lists its product as hypothetical. The record is from RefSeq and is a predicted model, not a curated record. Bases 1 to 492 code for a protein of 163 amino acids. Gene Ontology annotation, biological process: tRNA processing. NCBI's taxonomy places the organism in Eukaryota, Fungi, Ascomycota, Sordariomycetes, Glomerellales, Plectosphaerellaceae. The transcript has a single exon. Gene Ontology annotation, cellular component: nucleolar ribonuclease P complex.
AUGGCAAAGGCUAAGAAGAAGCCGAGUGAGAACGUCCAGAACAGACAGCAGUACACCCGCAUCAACUACCUCCAUCAAGCGGCCGCCUAUCUUGCAGUACAGAAUGCUACACAGACGAGUGUUCGAGGAUCCGACAAGCACAGUCCAUCAGCUGUGAUAGAAGACGCGCUGAAAUCCGGACAUGAGAAUGUGGCACGUCGAUUAGUCGCCGAUAUAAGUGCCGUCUCUAAGAAAGUGGUCAUCAGACCAACGCCCGCCAUGAGGAGAACCGUGUGCAAAGCCUGCGAUGCGUUUCUCAUCGAAGGCCACAGUUGCACGACGACGAUUGAGAAUCUGAGCAAGCAGGGGAGGAAACCAUGGGCCGACAUCAUGGUCAUGACGUGCCACACGUGCGGCCACGCCAAGAGGUUCCCAGUCGACUGUCCGAGGCAGCAACGGCGGACAUUGAGGGGAGAUGCAUCCCUCGAUGGCCAUGUGCAAGAUGCCGGCUGA